This is a messenger RNA of Aspergillus aculeatinus CBS 121060, 1509 nucleotides long. RefSeq names its product putative sugar transporter. NCBI's taxonomy places the organism in Eukaryota, Fungi, Ascomycota, Eurotiomycetes, Eurotiales, Aspergillaceae. Gene Ontology annotation, molecular function: carbohydrate:proton symporter activity. The record is from RefSeq and is a predicted model, not a curated record. The coding region runs from base 1 to 1509 and encodes 502 amino acids. Gene Ontology annotation, biological process: carbohydrate transport; transmembrane transport. Gene Ontology annotation, cellular component: membrane. The transcript is spliced from 9 exons.
AUGACCGUAUCCAGAUAUAACCUGGUUGUCGUCCUCACGGUGGCCUUGGGCUCGUUUACCUAUGGGUUUGACUCGGCCAUCAUUGGCUCCGUUUUUGGACUCCCUUCGUUCUUCUCCUAUUUUGGUCUGACGUUGAAUGGAUCAAGCUCGGCUUCCAUCAUUGGCGCGGCGAAUGGACUUUUUGCCGGGGGCGGGAUGAUUGGGGCCGCCUUUAAUGGCUGGCUGGCUGACCGUCUGGGUCGAGUCAAGGCGAUUCAAAUCCCGUGUGUGCUGGGAGUGAUUGCGGCCGCCAUAAUGGGGGCCUCGGUGCACGUUGCGAUGUUCUUGGUGGGCCGGUGCUUGAGUGGAAUCGCGUGUGGCAUGUUUAGUAUUGCAACUCCUCUCUACCAGUCGGAGAUCUCCCCCGCCCACCAGCGAGGGAAGAUGGUUGGCUCGCAUGGAAUACUGGUUGUGACGGGUUAUGCUUUCGCUGCCUGGACGGGAUAUGGGUGUUAUUUCGAGACUCAUUUAGAGGCCCAAUGGCGGCUUUGCCUGUCUCUGCAAGCUGUCGCUCCACUUCUUCUUGUGUUGACUACACCGUGGAUCCCGGAGUCCCCACGAUGGCUCAUCUCCCAGGGUCAGCGGGACCAAGCAUGGUCAACUCUGAACAGACUCCAGCCCGUCACCACGGACCAUGACGGAUCGACUGUAGAGAUAUAUAGGGAGAUCUGUGAGCAGAUCGCCGUUGAGAGCGAGAGCUCCAACAAUGUACUUCAGUCGAUCAAAGAUCCCCAGACGCGGAAGCGCUUGCUCUGUGUCUUCUUCGUGCAGUGCCUUGCUCAGAGCUCCGGCAUACUGGUGAUCAGCAACUAUCAGAUUCUGCUAUGGAACAACCUGGGGCUGUACGGAUCCCUCCCUCUACUCCUCUACUCGGUCUACACCAGUUGGGCCGCCAUCCUGAAUUGGGUAGCCAGCCGGAUGGUCGACCGACUGGGCCGAGUGCGCAUGAUGGUGGUUGGCAUUUGCGGAUGCGUGGUCAUGAUGAGCUGCUACACCGCGAUGGUAGCCCGGUAUAGCAGCACAGAUAACCAAGCGGGCAACGUCAUGGGGAUUGUAUUCCUCUUUCUGCAUGUAACCUUUUACGCCAUCUUCGUGGAUACGGUCAGCUAUGUCUACUGCUCGGAGAUCUUCCCGAUGCAUGAGCGUGCCAAGGGGAUGGCCCUGUCUAUCUUUGGGCUUUUCAUGAUGACAUUGACCGCUGAUGACCUUCCGGUCUAUACCGAGGCGGCAUCGACUGCAUUUGCCCAGGUUGGAUGGAAGUACUAUCUAGUCUUUAUCAUAGUGCCCGCUUCAGGGGUGCCCGUUUUGGCUCGUCUGCCGGAAACCAAGGGGCUGACUCUGGAAGAAAGUGCCACCCUUUUUGGUAUCCCAACCCCUCCCCUGGGUGAUAUGGAGAAGGCUCAGGUCGAGCACAUCGAGGGCACUACUUCGGGAGAAGAUGUCCCGGAGACUAUGACUAUUAGGCAUUGA